This is a messenger RNA of Brachypodium distachyon (stiff brome), 1203 nucleotides long. Its product is annotated as 60S ribosomal protein L18a-like protein. The transcript has 5 exons. The record is from RefSeq and is a predicted model, not a curated record. The coding region runs from base 639 to 968 and encodes 109 amino acids. Lineage: Eukaryota; Viridiplantae; Streptophyta; Magnoliopsida; Poales; Poaceae.
AUUCGCUGUACUGUUGUCAGACUUCGUGUUGCGGGUUCCCUGUGGCUGUGGAUGUGAGCAAUCAAAUAGAUAGAUGUCUGAAUGUUUUUUUUCCUCCUCUCCGUUGAGUGAGUUCGUCGCCGAUUGGUCUGCUGCUUGGUCUCCGUCAUAGUUCGGUUACUUCUCGAUCUUAGUUCGGUUGCUUCUCGAUCUUCGGUCGGCGAGAUCGAUCUGGGUUGAGAGAUUAGCGCACAGGUGCGGACGCAGCUUAUUUUGCCAAAACAGAUAAGAGGAUUCAACUGUUGAAAAAAAUUCUUCAGUGUCAAGUUAAUUCUGGCUCGUCAUUUUCGACUCAACUCUUUGAAUUUAGUCUUGACGGUUAUUGUAAUCAGCUUUGGAACUACUAGCUCUAAUAUAGUUCAUGCGCGGAUUGUCUGAAUGUGUUUUGGCUAUGCGAGGGUGGAGGUCUGGGAGGAUGCAAUUGCAAAUCCAUUCUGGCCUGCCUUAUCAAGGAAUGGAAAAUGAAACACGAGCAUUAUGAGAAAACUUGCAUGAUUGAUGUGCCAAGUAUCUUAUUCUCUGGAGUUAAAUCCAGAUCUGCAAGGCACUUUGGUGUUAAGACUGCUGGCUGUUUCUUUCGCUGAACAGCUCUAGAGUAAAUGGGAGAAGCAAACUCGGAGGAAUUUUGCCAUUGUCAGGGGUGUCUUGGUAAGUACACACUACUCAGAGAUGAAGAAAAUCCACGGUUGGCAAUGUUCGAGAGACGGCUUCCUUGCUUUGGUUGUGGGAUAGGAUGGUCCUCUUUUCUUUUAGGUUUUGUGUGUCCACUUAUUUGGUACUACGCGACGACUCUUUACUGCUGCAAGUACUACAAUAGGGAUCCUCGAGAGCGUCCUGGUCUCGCUGCCUCAGCUAUCGCGGCAGUCAUCUUCACAGCCGCGACUAUUGUUACACUCUCCACCAUUCUGAUAAUUUGGGCAUACAAGUGAUUUCUGCAGCAUGGGGAACAGGCUUGCAGGAUCCUCGUUUUCGUUGAUCGAUAGAUGAGGCAUACAGAAGGUGAUGUUGGUGGUAGCAGAGCGUUUUGAUCACCGUCAUGUAAUCACACACUUUCACAUGUACAAGUUCUUGAUUAAAGGGCUUCAUGCCUUCAUCUAUACUCUUCCGUGUCGUUGUUCAUACAUUGACCACUGUUUAAUCUCAAAGAUAACAAUCCAUAGGCCA